This is a messenger RNA of Dendronephthya gigantea, 900 nucleotides long. RefSeq lists its product as uncharacterized. The transcript is spliced from 6 exons. NCBI's taxonomy places the organism in Eukaryota, Metazoa, Cnidaria, Anthozoa, Malacalcyonacea, Nephtheidae. The record is from RefSeq and is a predicted model, not a curated record. The coding region runs from base 74 to 697 and encodes 207 amino acids.
UUUAUCGUUCAAUUUUGUCUCAAUACAAAGCAAAUCGCAUAAGUCUCACUGAUACAAGGAAAACGUCUUCGAAAUGGCUCUCGAGCCCGCAAGUAUCGUCAGAGCUAAUCAUGAUGGAUGGAAAAUUGCGGUCAGGAACGCUCGCCUCAUAGAGGAUGGACAAGGUUCGGUAAUUCCCAAAUCACUUGUUCCAAAGAGAGAUGUUGCUACAACCUCACGAAGUGACAAGAACGGUGAAAUAAAGUUGCCACCACUGGUGUCAAAGACUAAAGACAGGCCUAGUUUUGCACGAAGAAUUUUUCAUCGAAACAAUCCUCAUCCUCGUAUCAACUUUCCUUUUCUUAAUGGAGACAGGUUAAAUACCUACAAGGUCUGGAGCGCCGACAUAGGCAUGGAACCACCACCAUUCCUUCGAGAAAAGUUUCCACCUCGUCCAAAACUGAAGCAAUCCACGAAUGCUCUAAAUGAGGGAUAUAAAACUGUCUAUCAGUUAGAAAUCUCAGAAAUGCCAGCCAGAUUGAGAUAUGGAGUGGAUGCAGUCAACUAUCAGCCACCAGAGUUAAUGAAACACUCACCAUAUGCUACCAAAUACGCCUGGGCCACCGAGGGCUUCAUGCGCGACACAUUUCCUUCCUUCAGACAUCAUGACGUGCCACCUGUCCCGAGUCGCAGUGACUCGGAAGCAAAAAAUACCUGAUAAUCUCGUCUACUGAAAUGAAUAUUACUUACUGUAAACGCGUCACGAUGUGUAUUAUUUUAAUUUAUACUUGCUUGUGUGUUGCGACAAUUUAGGUCCUUACAAUUUAACAUAUAGCUAUUAUUACUGUUCAUAUUGCUUCGUAGAGUUUUUCAAACAAAAGAUUACGUCGUAAAGUAAUAAAAGAGGUUAAUUUUAUUACA